AUGGAAGAGGCCCCUCUGCUGGGCGGCAUGUGCAGCCCCGAGGACGAGAUGGUGACAGACCUUUUCAGCGCCGAGAGUCAGUUUGUUCCUGAAAACCUUCCCCUGAAAACCCCGGUGUCGGUGAAGCACGAGGCAGACGAGUUCCACGUCUUCAAAGACGCGUACCUGGGCUCCGCGGACCCCAAAGAGCCCCUGCUGCACGCCUUCAACGCCCCGCUCGACGGGGACUGCAAGGGCAAAGUCAAAGUGGAGCUGCUGGUGGAUGAGAACGGAGAUGAGGAAACGCGCGGGGAGUUCCCGAGUCUUCCCAAGCUCAAUCCCCUGGAAGACGCCGUUCUUCCCGCCGCCCAGCAGCCGCAAGCCUACAACCUCUACUUCCUGUCCUCCCUGCUGACCCCGCACAGGAGUCCUGCUGUCGGGCCCCUGGGCACCUGGGCCAGGGAAGGAGCCGCCCACCCCGGCGUCCGCGUGAUUCCAGUUGAAAUCAAGGAAGCAGGUGGUACUAUCGCAAGUAACAAUCUGGAGGAAGCAACUUUUCAGAGCCUUCCGGCCCAGGAGUCCUGUUGCAAGUUCCCAACAGCACAAGAAGCAGAGGAUGCCUCUGGGGGCUCUCAUAAGAAAGACUCUAACCCAAUGGUGAUAUAUCAGUUGAAAGGGGGUACACAAAUGCUGUGUAUAGACAAUUGUGGCACAAGAGAACUAAAAGCACUUCAUUUGGUUCCUCAGUAUCAAGACCAAAAUAAUUAUCUACAGUCAGAUGUCCCUAAACCCAUGACUACUUUAGUAGGAAGAUUUUUGCCAGUACCAGCAAAUUUAAAUCUCAUUACACAACAACUUGAUAAUGGAGCCUUACCAUCCGUAGUCAACGGGUCUGCUUUCCUUUUGGGAUCAACUCCUCCAGGACCACCAAAAAUGACUUCGGCUAGAGUAACUGUUAGUUCAUGGGACACAGAGUCUAAAAAGCCAUGUAACUGUACCAAAUCACAGUGUCUGAAAUUGUACUGUGAUUGCUUUGCAAGCGGGGACUUUUGCAACAAGUGCAAUUGUAAUAAUUGUUGCAACAAUUUACAUCAUGACAUGGAACGGUUUGAGGCCAUUAAGGCAUGUCUUGAUAGAAAUCCGGAAGCUUUCCAACAAAAAAUUGGGAAAGGACAAUUGGGAGACGUUAAGCCUCGACACAGCAAAGGAUGUAAUUGCAAGAAGUCAGGCUGCCUUAAGAAUUACUGUGAAUGCUUUGAGGCCAAAAUUAUGUGUUCUUCUAUUUGCAAAUGCAUCGAUUGCAAAAAUUAUGAAGAAAGCCCAGAACGAAAAACACUAAUGAACAUGCCAAACUAUAUGGAAAUCGGAGGUUUUGAAGGCGGCCAUCAUUUGUCAACAACUAAAUUUUCAGGACUACCAAAAUUCAGAAAAGAUAGGCAGUCAUCCUCAUGUAUCUCCUGGGAGGUGGUGGAAGCCACGUGCGCCUGCCUGCUGGCUCAGGGCGAAGAGGCCGAGAAGGAGCACUGCUCUGAGAGCUUGGCAGAGCAGAUGAUCUUAGAGGAAUUCGGGAGAUGCUUGUCGCAGAUUCUCCAUAUUGAGUUUAAAUCCAAAGGGUUGAAAAUUGAGUCAAGUACAACGUGGUGA
Messenger RNA from Globicephala melas (long-finned pilot whale), 1623 nucleotides. The record is from RefSeq and is a predicted model, not a curated record. NCBI's taxonomy places the organism in Eukaryota, Metazoa, Chordata, Mammalia, Artiodactyla, Delphinidae.